AUGCUAUCACAAACUACCAGAAUCGCACGGCCUUGGCUUCCACAGGUACUCAAGUCAUCAACAGUAGCCUGUCGACGCCUUCGUUCAACAAAGUCUCAAUUCCACGAUGCAGCUAUUGGGACAACGAUCAAGCCACCAGUGGAGGUAUCUUCUAUGGCUAGACUUCCGACAAGGUUUCUACUACGAUCUCUGAUUCUUACUUCUUUGAUGACAUCGAAAUUGUUCCUCCGGCCCGCACUCGCCCUGAUAAGCGUACUCUCCAAUUCGAAAUCGACCUUGCUGAACCCCGAUAAAAACUUGCCUUUGAAUAAGCUUCUUCGCUGGACUGUAUACAAUCAUUUCUGUGCCGGUACGAACAGCAGAGAGGUCUCAAAAACAGUGGCAGACGUCAAGAAAAUCGGAUAUCAGGGAGUUAUCUUGGGAUAUUCAAAAGAGAUUGUACUGGAUCACAAUGAAAAGCUUGCUGUGGAUGAUUCUGGCUCAGCAAAAUACAGUGAUAGAUGCUAUGAGAUGGUCGAGGAAUGGAAGAACGGCACAUUGGAAACACUGCGCAUGGUUGGUCCUGGCGACUUCCUCGCUGUCAAACUGACUGGUGCUGGCCCUAUAUCCGUUGAAGCCAUGGCAGCACGCCAGCCAAUGCCAGAGGCAAUGGCCAAAGCCGUCGACGAGAUCUGCAUCGCGACUGAGAAGCAAGGCUCUCGUCUUUGGCUAGACGCUGAGCAGCAAGUAUUACAAAAGGGUCUUGACAACUGGGCCCUUGAAACAAUGCGAAAACAUAAUAAAGCGGCAACACCAAUCGUUUAUAAUACUAUUCAGGCUUACUUGAAGGACUCUAAGGCAAACCUUGAACGACAUCUUGCUCUAGCUUCUCAAGAGGGUUGGACGCUAGGUAUAAAGCUGGUGCGAGGGGCAUAUAUUGAGCAUGAAACAAGAUCACUUAUCCAUGACACCCAAAAUGAUACGGACCAGUCAUAUGAUCUCAUUGCAGACACGCUGCUGUGCCGGAGAAUGCCUGCCGAUAGCGACACCCUUCCAUUCCCGAAGGCUGCUCUAUUUCUUGCUACCCACAAUGCUACUAGCGCAGCAAAAGCUAUAACCACACACCAAGAUCUUCUGCUAGCCAACAAGCCUACAAUUAUGUUGGAGUGUGGGCAGAUUCAAGGAAUGGCCGAUGAACUCAGCUGCCAGUUGGUGCAGAACUACGAACGUGCUCUUCAACAGUCGUCUGCUGCCAAUUUGACUGUACCCAAAGCAUUCAAAUGCAUGACUUGGGGCUCGGUCUCCGAGUGUAUGGGAUAUCUGCAUCGUCGAGCGAUUGAGAAUCGUGGUGCAGUAGAACGAACACAGCAUAUGGUGACCGCUUUGCGGCGCGAGCUGUGGCGAAGAAUCGUCGGAUGA
Penicillium nucicola is the source of this 1398-nucleotide messenger RNA. Its product is annotated as putative proline oxidase Put1. NCBI's taxonomy places the organism in Eukaryota, Fungi, Ascomycota, Eurotiomycetes, Eurotiales, Aspergillaceae. The coding region runs from base 1 to 1398 and encodes 465 amino acids. The transcript has 2 exons. Gene Ontology annotation, molecular function: FAD binding; proline dehydrogenase activity. Gene Ontology annotation, cellular component: mitochondrion. The record is from RefSeq and is a predicted model, not a curated record.